UUGGUUGUGUGUGGAAGGCCAGGAGUGCUGGUUGGAUUACCGACAGGGCGCUGUGCGAUUUGGCUUCACAAAACACAUGAAAUUCUGAAUCCUUACUCUGAAUAUAAUUGCCAGCUGCUUUCUUAGCUACCUUUUGUGCCAGGCAAGUCCCAAAUAAUAAGAGCAAAUCCAAAAAGAGGCACAGCAAGAUCUGCUGUGUCUCCUUACUGACUACUGUACAUUUUGCAUCAGUGGUGUUUGAAAUACCACUUCUUAGUGUCUUAGUUAUCAAGUGAUAACAGCUCAAUCAUCACAAGGACAAGUUUUCUUAUUUGAAAUAGUAACCACUCUCAUCCCACUGUAGCCCAUAUUGUGAGAUAUAAACAAAUCUCUUAGUUUAUUGUUGGCUUUGUUCCGUAGGAAGUUUGUUGGAUGCAUUUAUGGAAUUGAAUGUAACCUAGUGUGUUCCAUAAAACAGAAUAUGGGUUUUUUUCCCGUUAUCCUGUAUUCACCUUUUAUCCACUGUGUAUGUAUGUAGAUGCAGAUUAGUAUGUCUGAUUGAGCUUUGCUUCUCUGUGUGAUUCAACAUAAAACAUGCAAAUGUACAUGGUAGCUUGUCAACCAGAUCACAAGAGCUUGUCUAAUCACGUCCUUGUCAACACUACUGCAUAGAUUCUCCAUUCAAAAAGUUUUCUUCAUGGGCUUCAUAGAAAUUUUGUUGCAGAGUUGGAUGUUUCAUCCUAAUUUUUCUCCAGAGCAAAGUGUAUGCAUGGGAUGGCUUCAUUGCUUUCCGUACAGUCUCUUUAUUCUUGAAGCUCAAAAGGAACCCUUGUAAGAAUGGCUUAGAAUGCUUUAUAUUAUCAGCAAACACCAAGUGAUAGACCUGCAGUAAUAGACAUGUAGGAUGGAUGAGGUUGGUAAAGACCACUAAAGCCAUCUAGUCCAGCACUUCAGCCCAUCCCCACCAUGCCCACCGUGUCCAUCCGUGCCAUGUCUCCUUGUUGCUUGGAAGCUUCCAGGAACAGUGACUGCAGACACAUUUGGCAAUGGACACGGGCUGUGCCCACACCCGGCGCAUGCAGUCAGCGUACAUGGAAGCAUACGGAGACUUGGUGCCGCUGGGUACCAGAGCACAGACGACUCUCGUUGGCUGCAUCUGCUGUCCAUCACACCGUCGGGCGUGCGGGGCUGCGCAGCACCCCCCCCCCCACCAGCCCAGAGGAGCAGAUGUGCUCGGAGUGGAGCCACCAGCUCUUCUCCAUGGAAAGAAACGCUGCACUUAGGUUGUUCCUUCUGUUCUCAUGUCUGGGCUUCUCAGCAUCUGUGGAACGAAUGCUUGCCACAGUGGCUGGCAGUUCACAUGUAGUUUCAGAUCAAGAUUCUCUGCAAAGAACUGGUCGACGCUAUGAUGGUGGUGUGAAGCCAAAAUUCAAUGUAAAUCAAGUGGCAGUUGCACAGGUUGUCAGCUACAACUUGAGCAGAAAGGAACACCUGGAAAGAGCAUCCUGGAGGCCAUUCACGCACAACCACAAUAGCCCUCUCAAUGUCACAAUUAAUGGCAUCCCUUGCAUUCUCUUCUGGGCCAAGAGGAUCAUGAUUAAGUUUGAAAACCACACACAGCUGGAUUUGACAGAGAAGACUUUUGGUGUCCAUGCGACAGUGGAUGUUGGAGAUUCAAACUGCAGUGAAGACAAUGCAAUGCUUUCUCUGAAGUUUGGUGACAUUGGAAAUCUAAAGGGACUUGUUAUUAGAUUCUUAUUAACAACCAGCUAUUACCAGCUGUCUGUUCAGAACUGGUUCAGCUUACAGAGACUGCAGCUUCUUUACAACCACUCUGUACAAGCAACGUUUAAUGCAACAAGAAUAUAUGCACCAGCAAGUUACUCCUUCCACUGUGAACAUGUGAGCAGCUUGCAGAGAUAUGAUGCGCUCCUGAUACCGAGCUCAGCAAACGAUGUUUCAAAGCUCUGGGAAGUUACUUUCAUUGAUUUCCAGAUUCAAGGUUUUAACAUUCAAGAAGGACAUUUUGCCUAUGCAAAAGAUUGUGCAUCCUUUUUCUCUCCAGCAAUUCUUAUGGGGCUGGUCAUGUCGCUGAUUCUGCUGCUGGUUCUCGCCUAUGCUCUUCAUAUGUUGAUCCACCUGAAAUCUCUUGACAGGCACUACGAAUGCAAAGCUUCUCCUGCCUAUUUUGCACAAAUGAAAGACAGUGACAUGGGGGAUGAGAAAGAGCCACUGAGAAUUAGUGGAAAUGAAUCCUAUGAACUUAGAAGCCAGCAGUUUUGUAAAAUCUAUAUUUAACAGUGUGCAUCUGUCUCAGUGAAGCAGUGAAAGUGGUAUUUAUCUUCUACUGGCCUUGUUCUAUGUAGUUUGUGCAAAUUUUUCACCAGCCAACGAAAGAGAAAACAGGUAAUAGACUGUUUAUCCAACUUAUCCUUUUAUUUAUUGAUAGCCAUCUCAAAGUUUCCUUUGAAAACAGGACAAAAGAUUCCAGUGUGAGUUACAGAUACAAUGUGAUAGGAGUUUAUUCCUGUAGUACAAAACCAAAAUGCAUACCUUUGCAGCCAGCUUAUCAAGUUCUGAAGAGUCACUAAUGGAAUGAUUUUUGAACUUAAAUAAAGAGAAAAAAAAAAUAAUAAUAAAUA
This is a messenger RNA of Coturnix japonica (Japanese quail), 2621 nucleotides long. RefSeq names its product V-type proton ATPase subunit S1-like protein. Gene Ontology annotation, cellular component: proton-transporting V-type ATPase complex. Gene Ontology annotation, molecular function: ATPase activator activity. The record is from RefSeq and is a predicted model, not a curated record. NCBI's taxonomy places the organism in Eukaryota, Metazoa, Chordata, Aves, Galliformes, Phasianidae.